Amphibalanus amphitrite is the source of this 1485-nucleotide messenger RNA. RefSeq lists its product as uncharacterized. The coding region runs from base 635 to 1366 and encodes 243 amino acids. The record is from RefSeq and is a predicted model, not a curated record. The transcript is spliced from 2 exons. NCBI's taxonomy places the organism in Eukaryota, Metazoa, Arthropoda, Thecostraca, Balanomorpha, Balanidae.
CACCGGCCUUUUCUGUGUCUGUGAGAAAUGAGAAUGGCGUCUGACAUGAUGACGGCAAUUAGAAGAGGAAUGGAUGUAAUGAGAAAGUAGAAAACUGUCUGGAGAAGGGUGAUCCCCAAAGUAAUACCCAAUAAAUGGAUAACGAUUUUCGACUGCCUCAUCGCACGCAGAGUGGAACAAGCAUUUAUGGCAUUAUCGAAUGAGAAUAUUAUCAAUACACCAACUAUUGGGCCACUAACAUCGAAAUCGGAAAUUGUGCACAAACCUUGGUCUUCCUUCCUUUCCAGCUUGGUGUACACUUCUGAACGUCGGAGUUUUAUGAAAUUCCGUUUUACAUCUGCAUUGCAAUGAUACCAAUUUCAUCAUCAGAAACAAACACCUUUCAAGUGAACAUUGGGCGGAGCACUUGAGAUAACAAAAACACAUUAUCGAGCUACAUAUUUGAGUAAGCAAGAUUAAAAACAGCAUUUGACAUCGACGGUGUUCAAACAUCCUUAAUCCUUUGCCUCCAAUCUUACGUCGCAAUUCUUUUUUCAGUUCUUACCUCCCUCUCUGUAACCUGCAUGUCUGUUGGCCGCAAGUGCCACCUUGCUAUCGUUGCCUGCACAAUUACGUCGUGUUUCAGAGUUUCGCCAUGGCCAGGGGUGCCAUCAUUCUGCUACCCACACUGUGGCUGAUCUCAGCCAUCACCUCGUGCGGCGCCGACACCGGCGGAUUUGUUCCCAACCCACACCCGUUUCACACGGCUGCCGACCUCAACUCCAUCUACACCGGCGGCCAGCCGUCCAGCUACUCCUCCUACAAGACGGCCAACGGGUUCACCGUGCUCCCUGGCGGCUCUGGUGCCACGUCUAAGUACAACUUCAGCGCCUCUCAGUCUGCUGUGAAACAGGACCGUCAGGGGAUUCUGCUCGCCACGCAGCGUCCUGAGGUCCAUCCGGAGGAUCGUGACGACGCCUACGACUUCAACGAGUAUCCUCCGGAGGACUUCAACUCGUACUCGCGGGAGGACCUGCGCCGGCUGCGCACCAAGUGCUACCAGUUCCACUACCACUACGGGCCGCUGUACGAUGUGCAGAAGUCCUUCCAGGGCCUGCGCCGCACUGUGCAGAAGACGGCCAGCAACACGGCCAGAGAUUUCUACACCACUACCGGCAGGCUCAGCCAUGCCAUCAACCGGUCUGCCAACGGGUUCGCCCGCUUCAUGGGCGGCCUCGGCGGCAAGGUGAUGUUCACCGUACUGGCCACGGCUGCUGCGCUGCUCUUCAUCUCCCUACUGCAGAUCGGCAUCAACGUCAGCGGCCCGCGCCUCUGUCGCUGGAAUUUUGGACACUUUUGCGGGCUGGACGUCCACUGUGCGCAGUGAGCCGGCGGCCAGGAGCAGCCGCGGUCUAUCAGCUUAUGAUGCCAUCCAGGUGCUGUACAUGCUGGAGCAGGCCUUCGAGAAGAUGCGCGUGCUCGAGUUCGAGUGCCAGCAGCGUGCCG